This is a messenger RNA of Trichomonas vaginalis G3, 453 nucleotides long. Its product is annotated as chromatin assembly or disassembly. The transcript has a single exon. Gene Ontology annotation, biological process: DNA replication-dependent chromatin assembly. Gene Ontology annotation, molecular function: histone binding. The record is from RefSeq and is a predicted model, not a curated record. NCBI's taxonomy places the organism in Eukaryota, Parabasalia, Trichomonadida, Trichomonadidae. Bases 1 to 453 code for a protein of 150 amino acids. Gene Ontology annotation, cellular component: nucleus.
AUGAGCAUCAUUGUGGACAAAGUCGAUGUUGUCAAUCCACAAGGCAAGUUUACUGAUGAUUUUAUAUUUGAUAUAACAAUCGAAUGCACUUCCCCAAUUUCAACAUUUAUUAAAUUGGAAGUUAUUUAUGUUGGAAGUACACAACAAGGAUCUGAAUAUGAACAAAUUUUAGCAUCAAAGAAAAUCGGACCAAUUGAAGUUGGCUUAAGCAGAUUCGUAAUUAAAGCAAAACCACCACAAGUCAGCAAAAUACCAUUCGAAGAAGCAGCAUUAGCAGGAUUAACAGUUCGAGCUCUUUACAAAGACCAGGAAUUUAAUAAAAUACUAUAUUUUGUAUCAAAUGAAAUUCCUGCAACAGCUACAUCAUUUGAUGGGCUUGAUCUCUCAACAAUAGACCGUGAAGUUGAUGAUGAAAAUAAAACUGUUCAUCCAAAACAAAUUAAUUGGAAAUAA